AUGGCUCUGCCGACGAUCAAGAGCAAGGCAUUCCCCUACCGGAGGGGCUCCAAUGCGUCCGAAAAUGACUUCUUCGACAUCCCCGACGAGCCCCUGGUGGCCAUGUUCAAGCGCCAGUUGCGGCGUGUCCGCACCUGGGUGAUCCUCGCACUGUUCAUCAUGUUUAUGAUGUGGCAUCGUCGCGCAAAGCCGUCGCCGUCUCUGCUCCCACAUGUUCAUUACGACGAAGUCGAUUGGUCGCGAUUUGCCUAUACUACGUACGCGACUUCCGAGACGUAUCUGUGCAAUGCCGUGAUGGUCUUGGAGGCCCUGCAUCGGUUCGGGUCUCGGGCGGAGCGCGUGCUAUUCUAUCCGCAGGAAUGGGAUCUGGUUGUGGAGAAUGAUUUUGACCGCAUUAGCCAGCUGCUCAUUAUGGCGAAAGAUGACUACAAUGUGGUGCUGCGUCCGGUGGCUAUCGAGGGGAUCAAGACGGGCGGAGAAGGAGCCUCCCAGGCCUCCUGGGAUACCAGCACCGCCAAGUUGUCUGCCUUUGGCAUCGUCGAGUAUGAUCGCGUCAUCCACCUCGACUCCGAUAUUACACUCCUGCAGCACAUGGACGAGCUAUUCUUCCUGCCUGCCACCGCCAUUGCCAUGCCCCGCGCAUAUUGGUUAUUGCCGCAUACCAAGACCCUCUCUUCACUAUUGGCUGUCAUCGAACCGUCUUACCGCGAGUACGCUGCCCUGUCCAGUUUUAUCAAGCCGGCCCAGGCUGGCCAGAUCGAGCUGAACUUGACCGAUACCCGGUACGAUAUGGAAUUGUUAAAUGACCGGUACGGUGACAAUGCAUUGGUACUUCCCCAUCGACCCUACGGUCUUAUCUCGGGGGAGUUCCGCACCAAGAAUCACCGGAAGUACCUAGGCAACGACCACGAAGUAUGGAAUCCCGACCUGGCUCUGUCUGAAGCGAAAUUGGUGCACUUUUCUGACUGGCCGCUGCCCAAACCUUGGGUCAUGUGGCCACAGGAAAUUCUAGCGAAGGUGCAGCCCGUCUGUGACAAGGAGCCGGGGACACCGAAUGAGAGCGGGUGCCGUGACCGAGAGGAUAUCUGUAAGCUAUUAAGUUAUCCCGCCCCCGUGUAA
Molecule: messenger RNA, 1119 nt
Organism: Penicillium cinerascens
Lineage: Eukaryota; Fungi; Ascomycota; Eurotiomycetes; Eurotiales; Aspergillaceae
Exons: 3
Coding region: 1-1119 (372 amino acids)
Molecular function (GO): glycosyltransferase activity
Source: RefSeq, a predicted model, not a curated record